CAUUUCUGGCCUUUCAUCAAUAAACGGGGAUUGCUAGAAUUUAUUACGAUUUUCUCACCUUAUCAUCACCAACUCACCUCUCUUGAACAUGAAAUAAUUCGAAAAAUUCAAUAUCGCAACAAGUUACCAAAUGUUUUAGCCAAGACAUACCUGAAUACCUUCUCUCCAGCCGGCCGCCUUCAUUCUUGUUAUAGGUCCACCCUUGACCGGCUUCGGAGUACGCCUACUCAUAAAGUAGAACUAAGCGCCAGAUCGUCAUCAGCCAAGCCAUGGAUUCGCCAGAUCGCAGCCACGGGGGCAUGUUUAUCGACGUGCCCGCCGACGCCAUGGGCUCUCAAGAAGACUAUUUGGACAUGUUCGCGUCCGUUCUCAGCCAGGGUUUGGUCAAUGAGGGCGACUACGUUCAACCACUCCCAGCAGCCGAGGAGGAGUGCCCCGAGCCCAUAGCGGCGACGACCAUCACACCAAGUCUUGACGACCCUCAACUUCAACUCGAGCUAGAGCUCCAGCAGCAACUCCAAGCCGAAUCCGGUCUGAAUAGCGUUGAACCUGCGCCUGAGUCCGAAGACGAGGCGGAUCUCCCUGAUGGAUUUUCAGACGAGGGCCUAGAUGACGACUUCGUGGUCCAGCGCAGUAAGCACAUUACUGUUGACUUAGCAGUAUCGACUCUGAUAAACCCAAGGUCGACAUUCCAAAGACUCGAUGAAAACGAUAAUCCCAUACCGUUCUCCCCGCAGCCGACUACUGAGCGCGUAGCUGUUGAAGAUCUCUUGAGAGCUGCGAAAGCAGCUGGCAAGACCAAAGAGGAUUAUAUCGAAUUCGAGCUACACGACUUCAACUUCUACGUAAACUAUGCUUACCACCCUCAAGAAAUGCGGCCAAUUCAGCUUAUAGCGACCAAGGUACUGCACGACAAGUAUUACUUUGACGGAGUGCUGAAAUUCGGCAACACCAAGCACUACGUCACCGGCAUGCAAGUGCUUGAGCUGCCUGUUGGCAACUACGGUGCGUCUCUGCACACCGUCAAGGGCCAGAUCUGGGUUCGAUCCAAGCACAACGCCAAGAAAGAAAUCUACUACCUACUCAAGAAGCCCGCGCUGGAAUACCAGAGGUUUUACCAACCGUUUCUUUGGAUUGCCGACCUCGGAAAGCAUGUCGUUGACUAUUGCACCCGCAUGGUGGAAAGGAAGCGCGAGGUUACGCUGGGCUGCUUCAAGAGCGACUUCAUCCAGUGGGCUUCCAAGGCCCACGGGAAGUCAAAGGCAUUCCAGAAGUGGCGGGCGCAACACCCCAGCGACGAUUUCCGGACUUCUGUCGCCGCCAAUAUAGGUUACAUUUGGAAGGAAAUCAAUGGCGUGGCAGGCGCUAAGAGAGCAGCGGGGGACCGACUCUUCCGGGAACUUAUAGCCGUUAAGCCCGGUCAGUAUUUCAGACAAGAGGUUCCUCCAGGGCCGGUUGUCACCGAAGGCGAUCGAACUGUUGCGGCUACCAUCGUCACUCCGUAUAUAAAGGAGUGCUUUGGUCACAUGAUUCUUGGAAAGGUGUUACGGUUGGCAGGGGAGGACGCGGAGAAAGAGAAGGAGGUAAAGCUCGCAAAGCGUGUCAAGAAAGAAACCAAGGAUGACACCAAGGGCGAUACCAAGGAUGAAAACGCGACAGAGAGUCUGCCGACACCACUUCAGCCCUUGCCAGUGCAGCAAGUGUCAGAGGUAAUGCCUAUCGACUCGGAUGUCGUAUCCAUCGUAUCCUCGGACGUUCUUCCGCCAGAAAACAAUUUACCGCCUUCAACGAAGGAGAACGUCAAGCCUAAAGCGCAACCAAAACCAAAACCAAAAACCGAACAACUCCACCCGGCCUAUAUCAAAUACUUGGCUCAGGACCUUGUCGACCAAAUCAAGAUCGGAGAUGUCAUCUCAACCCCCCGAGAUGAUAGCUCCAACACAGACACCAAAUGGAAACCCGCCGACACGGACGACCACAGGUGGUUUGGUCUCGUUCAGAAAGUCCAUACUGCCAAGACAAAAAGUGGCCGUGGCCUUGGCCCAAAGAGUUUCGAUGUCAUUUGGUUUUACCGACCAGAAGACACACCGUGCUGUGCCAUGAAGUACAAGUGGCGCAACGAACUCUUCCUUUCCAACCAUUGCACGUGUCAGGAAGGGCAUUAUGCCCGUGUCAAGGGAAAUGAGGUGCUUGCCGUUCAUCCGGUGGACUGGUUCGGUAGUCCAGAAAGUGGCAAGGACGAGUUUUUUGUCAGACAGUUGUACGAGAGUGAACAACGUCGGUGGGUAACACUACAGGAGGCACACUUGACUUGUUAUCAUAACCAGCCGCCAAAACCGCCGACACCCCCUUAUAAGCCUGGCGAUACUGUCCUUGCGACUUUGUCUCCUUCUGACAAGUUCUCGGAACCAUAUGAAGUCGUGGACUUCUUUACGCAAGGAGAGAAAGAUACACCGUUCGUGCGACUAAGAAAGCUGUUGCGCCGACGAAAGGUUGAUCGUCAGGAUGCUCCACCCAACGAGCUGGUCUAUACCGAAGAUUUGGUCGAGGUUCGGACCGAGAGAAUCGUAGGCAAGUGUCUUGUGAGAUUCUUUCGCCCGGACGAGCGAAUCCCAAGUCCCUACGAUAGAGGAGGAACGGGGAACAUAUUUUUCAUUACGCAUAGGCAAGAUGAUGGGAAAUGCGUUCCUCUCAAGACAUUCCCAAGCACUUUACGCCAAGGAUUCAACCCCUUUGGGAACCCUGGCAAGCCCAAGUUGAAGGGUCUGGAUCUAUACUGCGGCGGUGGUAACUUUGGACGAGGCAUAGAAGAGGGUGGUGUUGUUGAGAUGUGCUGGGCCAACGAUAUUUGGGAUAAGGCCAUCCAUACCUACAUGGCCAAUACCCCGGAUCCGGACAAGACUCGCCCUUUUCUUGGCUCUGUGGACGACCUUCUCCGUCUUGCCCUGGAGGGUAAAAUUUCCGACAAUGUGCCGCGGCCUGGUGAAGUCGACUUCAUUGCCGCCGGUAGCCCGUGCCCCGGGUUCUCGCUUCUCACUCAGGACAAGAAAGUUCUCAACCAAGUCAAGAACCAAUCCCUGGUGGCCUCGUUCGCGUCCUUCGUCGACUUCUAUCGACCAAAGUACGGUGUCCUAGAGAACGUCUCGGGCAUCGUGCAAACGUUUGUGAAUCGGAAGCAGGACGUCCUUUCACAACUGUUUUGUGCCCUCGUCGGUAUGGGCUACCAAGCCCAGCUUAUCCUCGGAGACGCCUGGGCACACGGCGCCCCUCAAAGUCGUGAACGCGUGUUCUUGUACUUUGCUGCGCCCGGUCUUCCUCUUCCAGACCCACCUCUACCGUCUCACUCCCACUACCGCGACAAAAACCGGAACAUUGGGUUUCUCUGCAACGGCGAAUCGUACGUCCAAAGAAUCUUCGUCCCCACAGCCUUCAAAUUCGUCAGCGCCGGCGAAAGCACCGCCGACCUUCCCAAGGUCGGGGACGCCAAGCCGGAGGCAUGCACCCCUUUCCCCGACCAUCGUCCUGCGGCCGGAAUCACGCCCUACUGCCGCGCCCAGUACGCCUGCAUCCCUACCCACCCGUACGGCAUGAGCUUCAUCAAGGCGUGGAACAAAGGAAACGGCGUCAUGAGCAAGGGAGACAGGGACCUGUUCCCCAGCGAAGGCACGACCCGCACGAGCGAUGCUUCGGUGGGUUGGCGGAGGCUUAAUCCCAAGACGUUGUUCCCUACUGUUACUACUUCCUGCAAUCCCAGCGAUGCGCGCAUGGGACCAGGAUUGCAUUGGGAUGAAGACCGGCCGUAUACGGUCCAGGAGAUGCGUCGGGCGCAAGGGUACCUGGAUGAGGAAGUCCUGGUGGGACGGACGGCAGACCAGUGGAAGCUGGUGGGGAAUAGUGUUUCUAGGCAUAUGGCGUUGGCUAUUGGGCUGAAGUUCCGGGAGGCAUGGUUGGGGACGCUGUAUGAUGAAAGCGCUGGUACUGCUACCGCUACUGCUACCGCUGCUGCUGCUGUUGGUAUCACGGUACCGGUUAUGGAAGAGGCGAGGAUUGGUACGACUGACUCUACGAGGCCGUCGAGGUCGCCUGUUCCUACUGCUGUUGACCUCGACGACUCGAAGAGCGAGAGAUCGAGGAGUACUACGCCGGCGACGGUGAUUUCUGUCUCAUCGGGUGCAGCAGGGUCAGAUGAUGACAACGAUAUCGAGAUGACUGUGGUGACGAGGAAGAGAAGGUCACCUCUCGUUGAGGAGGGAAUGCGACCUAGUAAGGUGCAGAAGGUGGAUGAAGUGAAAAGGGCAUCUAGGAGGAGUUCAACCAGGCAGUCAUCUAGGCAGGCAUCCCGACAAGCAUCCAGGAACCCGACUACCGCGCCAGUAACCAGCAACAGCAACAGCAACAACAAGGCCACGACCUACGAAGCCGCGCCAGAGGAGCCCGUAUCAGAUGCCGAGUCCUACCCUGAAAACUACGACCCGGAGGGUUUCGAUGGUGAUUACCACGGCGGCGGUCAUCACGAUGAAGAAAAUAAGGAGGACGAGGAAGAGGAGGAAGCAGAAUACGCAGAACCAGAAACGAUCACGGUCAACGGCAUGACGAUUGUCAAGUUGUAGUGCGACGAGGUAGCGUCAUACCCGGGAUCGUGGGAGUCGUGGGUGGUUUGAUUGUUGUUCCGUGGUUUGUUGUUUGGAGGACGCAUCGACGAGUGCGGACAGGGGAACAUGGAUUGAGUAUGGGUGUCUUGA
This is a messenger RNA of Neurospora tetraspora, 4742 nucleotides long. RefSeq names its product DNA methyltransferase Dim-2. The record is from RefSeq and is a predicted model, not a curated record. Gene Ontology annotation, cellular component: nucleus. Bases 270 to 4610 code for a protein of 1446 amino acids. Lineage: Eukaryota; Fungi; Ascomycota; Sordariomycetes; Sordariales; Sordariaceae. Gene Ontology annotation, biological process: negative regulation of gene expression via chromosomal CpG island methylation. Gene Ontology annotation, molecular function: chromatin binding; DNA (cytosine-5-)-methyltransferase activity; DNA binding. The transcript is spliced from 2 exons.